Molecule: messenger RNA, 1937 nt
Organism: Varanus komodoensis (Komodo dragon)
Lineage: Eukaryota; Metazoa; Chordata; Lepidosauria; Squamata; Varanidae
Exons: 2
Coding region: 338-1219 (293 amino acids)
Source: RefSeq, a predicted model, not a curated record
CGCAGGAUUCAUUCUGUCCUCGCCACAGCGGAUCCCGAAAGGGGUCCCAGGCGCAUCGUCAUUCUUGGCACUUCUCGACAGCUUGGCCUUCCGGACCCCCCGUGGCUCCUCUCCCGGGUUUUGAAACCGUUCUUUUGCACGAUUAGUAUUUAAAAUGGUCACAGCAUAUCUCCCAGGCACCCAACCCCGCUCCUUCCCACCCAUGUCUGCCUUCGACAGGCUCCCGCCCAGGCUCAGGAAACCCAGCCAGCGAUGGCCGUUCCCGACGCCACCCAGUUCCGCCCCGGCCGCUGCGUGAGUCUCCAACGCCACCGGCGACCCUCUUUUCUCUGUCUCUAUGCCUGAGCUGACCCGUCUUGCUUGUGCCAUCCCGCGCCUUCUUGCCGGCCCCUUCACUUACCAUCCCGUUGCCACACUCGGCACGCAAGGAAAGAACGAGAUCAUUUCCGAAGUCGCCCCAAGUACGGUUGAAAGAGAAAGCGAAACCGCGCCGUGCUUCCCGGCUUAUUCUUCUCCCUCGGGAGAAGCACACGGAAUCCGUGCUCAGACUGGGAUGCCUAAACUGCUGCCGCAGCUCGUCUGGCAUGGCCCUGAGGGGAUCCGGAGCCUGAUGCAGCGUGAGACCCUCGGGGAGUUCUGGAUACUGAAUCAGUCGUCCAGCUAUAAGAAAGGGAUGGACGUCCUGUCAGAGGGGACCCUAGGGCAAUCCUGGACAGCUGCACGGGGGUACUGCAAAGGAUGCUCCGCAGAGCACAACCACGUACCGUGCUGCAUGCAGAGCUACGACGGGGGCUGCUCCAUCCCUGGUGGAUCAGAACUGCGCUUCACAAUGUGUCAGAGAAUUGGGGAGACGCCUAGGUGUUGCUAUGGAAACUCUUCUUACACACACGGAACUUCCUACCCAGGGAUGCAUCCGCUUUUCUCAUUAGGUAAGGUGGCUUUCUUUCUGUCCCUGCUGCAGAAUCUCUACGUGGCACCACAGUAUUGCAGAACAACACUGACACUUACUUCUUCAUGUCAGUUUCACAAACAGAGCCGCAAGUUCCUUGUUUCGAGGACUCCUUUACGUGGUGCACUAGUCAUCCCUCCCGUAAAAGUUUACGGAACUUUUCCCCCAGUUGUUGCCCUCCAAAGCUUCACCCAAGAAUCCCGGCGUUUUCUCUACGUGUGCGUGCGUGUUAACUACAAGCCCAGACAAAAGCGACCGCCGUGCUUUUAAUUGGUUAAAGUGAUAUACAGAGAAGCGGAGAGCUCUAAACCCAAGGGUGGGGGAUAAAACCGUGCCAAGGACACAUUUUCCUCCCGCAACGAAAACAGGAGAAACAGCCUCAGUUCAAGCAGAGAAGCCCGAAGGAAACUCGGGAAACUGGCGCCUUCCCCAAGUGACAAUGGCAGGUAUCGCCUGCGAAACUAGUAACGCUGAGCAGGAAACUGACGAACGAAUGGCGCACUUUGGAAAGCCCCAGAAGCUCCUUCUUGGCUUCCACUGCAAACCAGGCGGGGCGCCAACCUGCCUUUCUGCGGGACCAGCAGACGGAGGGCCCCUCUCCUCCUAUUUCCGGCUGCUGCCUGGAUGCGGUUUCACCUCGCGCUUUCUUCUCUCCAGAGGGAGAGAACAAGCAGUGCUGACAUCAAGGGGAGCUGCUGGGAAAAGCCAGUGUUGCCCGUUACCCGAAGGGGAGCAAGGAGCGGACCGGGGCGGCUACACCUCGGCCGAGGCACUCCCGCUUGGGGCUCCCCAAGAAGGGAAGCGGGCUCCCCUCGGCCCGCCCAAGAUGCGGAGCUAUUCCGCCUCCCUGUACGAGCAAGAAGGGCAGCGCCUCGUCGGCUCCCCCUCCCCAGGUGGGCGGCCUGGGCGUCCUGCGGGGCGACGCCUGUUCCCCGAAAACGAAGGGCGGCGGGCUGGGCAGGGAACCCGCGCAGGCUUCGCUCCAGGG